Molecule: messenger RNA, 1257 nt
Organism: Cyphomyrmex costatus
Lineage: Eukaryota; Metazoa; Arthropoda; Insecta; Hymenoptera; Formicidae
Exons: 4
Coding region: 140-1240 (366 amino acids)
Source: RefSeq, a predicted model, not a curated record
UUCCGGUAUCCCUCUAAUGACGAUGUUGUCUGAUCCCUUACUUGAGGGUCCCUAAUACCUAACCUAAUAAUCUACUGUCUGAUAAGAAAUUCUCGAGAAAUUCUGAAAAUUACUGCUUUUCUGAUUUUUAGUUUGUAUCAUGCCAUAUAACUAUUGUGUUAUUCCUAAUUGCGUUCAAAGAUAUAAGUGCAGUAAGAAAUCAGUAUUUCGAGUGCCAAGUAACAUUAAACAACGCGAAGAAUGGAUUGUAUUAAUUCAGCAUGCAUAUCAUGAUAUAAGAAUACCUAAAAUUUUCCUCGUUUGUGAGGAUCAUUUUAAGGAAAAUGACAUUAUAACAAGAAAAGUGAUUAAGAAUUCGGAUGGAAAAGUAAUAUUUGAGCGAAAAUUAAUAAGAAAAAGAUUAAAAGAUGGAGCUAAUCCUUCCUUUACGUGUUCGCAAAAAAGAGAGAUUUUGAAUAUUGACAGUGAACAGCAGCAAAUAGAUCAAGUCGAUGAAGGAAACUUAAUAGAAGACAGCAGAUCAAAUCAGGAUAACAGUGAUACAACUUUAACAAUUGAUCGAGAUAGUGAAGGAAGCUUGAUAGAAGAUGGUACAUCAAAUCAGAAUAGCAGUGAUGUACCAUCUUUACCUGUAGCUUUGAAUUUACAAUUACAACCAACCUCGCCUAUGUAUUGUGAAGAGCAACAAUUAUUAAUCGAGAAACAGAAUAUUUUUCAAAAAUUAUUACACAAUGAAAUUCAAGUUAACUUGCCCGACAUAACAUGGGGAUUUCAUCGCACUUUUGAAUUACGUCCACAAAUGUUAUUCACUCAAGCAAACAUGUCCAAGGAAAAAAAUAUGAUUAUAAUAAAACAAGUUAUAAUUUACGAAAAUUUACAAUAUAAAGUACUGUUUUUCAAUAAAGAAGCGCUAUUAGGCCAACAUAUAUUAGGAAAUCUAAAUGACAUAAAUUUACUAUUACAACAUGCACACAAUUUGGCUUUAUGUCAAGGAGGCCCGGUGAUUAACAAUUUCAAAAAUAUUCAUUCACUAUGUGCUAUACAAGACAACAUAACUAAUACGUGGCGACAUAAAAAAUGUCCUAUACAGACUUCUGGAGAAGAAGUAUGCAAGUUUUGUGUAUCUUUAUACAAAUCUUUACAACAAAAUGCUGUUCGUAAUGAGCACCGUAUUUCCAAAAAGAUAGUACUUACACCUUCCACUCAUAAGAAAGUAAUAGCAUUAAGGGCUGCUAAAUGAGUUAAAGUUCAAACAGU